CGUCCGCCCCCAGUCUCCUCCCCUCGGCCGCUGACCGCUCUCUCGCGGCGGCCGGCGGGGCAUGCCAGCCGCGUCCCGCUGCAUGGCGCUGCUCCGGGCGCUGCUCGGGGCGCUGCUCCUCCCGAUGCCAGGAGUGUGGUGCUUUAGCGAACUGUUCUUUGUGAGAGAGCCUCAAGAUGUGACUGCCUCCAGGAAGGAUGCGGUGGUGUUAGACUGCCAGGCCCGUGGGGAAGCUCCUAUAACUAUUACGUGGUUGAAAAACGGAGGCAAAGUGUCUGAAAAUGAAAGGAUCUACACCUUAUCCAAUGGCUCUUUAUACAUCAGUGAGGUGGAAGGAAGGAAAGGAGAGCAGUCUGAUGAAGGAUUUUACCAGUGCUUGGCUCUGAACAAGUAUGGAGCCAUUCUCAGUCAAAAAAGUCACCUUACGCUAGCAACCAUUUCUGCUUUUGAAGUUCAGCCACUUUCAACUGAGGUUCAGGAAGGUGGAGUAGCUCGAUUUACCUGUAAAAUAGCAGCAAACCCUCCUGCUGUUGUGACGUGGGAAGUGAAUCGAACAACUUUGCCUUUAUCUAUGGACAGGAUAACUGCUCUACCUACAGGAGUUCUUCAGAUCUAUGGUGUUGAACAGAAGGAUGCAGGAAAUUACCGAUGUGUUGCCACAACAAUAAGCAGCAGACGUAAGAGCACUGAAGCAACACUGAAUGUUAUUCCAGCUUCAGACUUAAAGCCUUUUCACAAACCAGCCAUAAUAGCUGGUCCUCAAAAUGUUACAGCAUCUCUUCAUCAAACCGUCGUACUGGAGUGUGUAGCCACAGGGAAUCCAAAGCCAAUCAUCUCAUGGAGCCGGUUAGACCAUAAGUCCAUCGAUGUCUUCAAUACCCGUGUCCUUGGAAAUGGGAACCUCAUAAUCUCUGAUGUGAAGGUGCAGCAUGCAGGCGUAUAUGUCUGUCGAGCCACUAUUCCAGGCACACGAAACUUCACAGUAGCAAUGGCAACUCUCACUGUGCUGGCUCCUCCUUCAUUUGUGGAAUGGCCGGAGAGUUUAACAAGGCCUAGAGCUGGUACUGCUCGCUUUGCCUGUCAGGCAGAAGGAAUUCCUGCCCCCAAAAUUUCAUGGUUGAAAAAUGGAAGGAGAAUACACUCCAAUGGUAGAAUUAAAAUGUACAACAGUAAAUUGGUGAUUAACCAGAUCAUCCCUGAAGAUGAUGCCAUUUAUCAGUGCAUGGCUGAGAAUAGUCAGGGAUCUGUGCUCUCCAGAGCCAGGCUUACUGUAGUUAUGUCGGAAGACAGACCCAGUGCACCUUAUAACGUCCAUGCUGAAACGAUGUCAAGCUCAGCGAUCCUGCUAGCAUGGGAAAGGCCACUCUAUAAUUCAGAGAAAGUGAUUGCAUAUUCUGUGCAUUACAUGAAAGCAGAAGGUUUAAACAAUGAAGAGUACCAAGUGGUCAUCGGAAAUGAUACAACUCAUUACAUUAUUGAUGAUUUGGAGCCAGCCAGCAACUAUACCUUCUAUAUUGUAGCUUACAUGCCUCUUGGAGCCAGUCAGAUGUCAGAUCACGUGACUCAGCACACCCUUGAAGAUGUUCCCUUGAGAGCUCCUGAAAUUAGUUUGACAAGCCGGAGUCCUACAGAUAUUCUUAUCUCUUGGUUGCCAAUUCCUGCAAAAUACAGGAGAGGCCAGGUGGUUCUGUAUCGUCUGUCUUUCCGCCUCAGCACAGAUAGCAAAAUCCAAGUCUUGGAGCUCCCAGGGACUUCAGAUGAGUACCUCCUUGAAGGGCUGCGGCCUGACAGUGUCUACUUGGUUCGUAUUACUGCUGCAACAAGGAUUGGCUGGGGAGAGGCAUCUUUGUGGACCUCCCACCGAACUCCAAAAGCUACAAGUGUGAAAGCACCAAGAUCUCCUGAGCUGCGUUUGGAACCAAUAAAUUGUACAACCAUUACAGUUCAGUGGCAGCAGGACUCUGAUGACACUGCAGCUAUUCAAGGGUACAAGUUGUAUUAUAAGGAAGAAGGCCAGCAGGAAAAUGGACCGAUUUUGUUGGAUGCCGGUGAUCUUGAGUAUACUGUCAGUGGUUUAGAUCCUAGAAGAAAGUAUCAUGUAAGGCUGCUGGCAUAUAACAAUAUGGAAGAGGGUUAUCAAGCAGACCAAACAGUCAGCACUCCAGGAUGUGUCUCUGUCCGUGAUCGCAUGGUGCCACCACCGCCACCCCCUCACCAUCUCUAUGCUAAAGCUAACACUUCAUCUUCUAUCUACCUUCACUGGGGAAAACCUGCCUUUACAUCUGCACAGGUCAUUAAUUACACAAUCCGCUGCAACCCAGUAGGACUGCAGAAUGCAUCUCUGGUUCUGUACCUUCAAACGUCGGAGACUCACAUGUUAGUUCAAGGCCUUGAACCAAAGACCAUGUAUGAAUUUGCAGUUCGGUUGCACGUGGACCAGCUCUCUAGUCCCUGGAGUCCAGUAGUCUAUCAUACUACCCUUCCAGAAGCACCAUCUGGCCCUCCAGUAGGAGUGAAGGUGACUUUGAUAGAAGAUGAUACAGCUUUGGUUUCCUGGAAGCCACCUGAUGGUCCUGAAACAGUUGUUACACGAUACACUAUCUUAUAUGCAUCCAGGAAGUCUUGGAUUGCUGGGGAAUGGCAAGUGUUGCACAGAGAAGGAGCAAUGACUAUGGCUUUGCUGGAAAAUCUUGUAGCAGGAAAUGUCUACUUGGUUAAAAUAGCAGCCUCCAAUGAAGUGGGAGAAGGACCCUUCUCAAAUGUGGUGGAACUUGCUGUCCUGCCAAAGGAGACAUCAGAGUCUAAUCAGAGACCUAAACGCUUGGAUUCAGCAGAUUCCACGGCUUAUUCUGACUAUUACCAUCUGGACCAAAAAUCGAUGACUGGCAUUGUUGUUGGGGUUUGCAUAGCCCUGACCUGCAUCCUUAUCUGCAUCCUGAUCUUAAUUUAUCGCAGUAAAGCCAGGAAAACAUCUGCUCCUAAACCUGUGCAGCAAAGCACUGAUCGGCUGUCACAUACCAACAUCUCAUUAGCCAGUGCUAAUGAGGUGGAGAAGAGCAUUGAAGGAAUGGCAGAGAACACAGAAUCCUUGCUGCCAAUGAUAGUGGGAAACAGCUUCGUUGAUGCUAAGGGAGGAUCCGAUCUUAUUAUUAACAGCUAUGGGCCUGUCACAAAGGCCAACUGCAAGAAGAGGUGGCUUUUCUUCCAGGAUACUAAGAAGAUGAAGACAGAGGAGCCUCAGAGAAGAUUUGCCCAGGCAGUGUGUCUUUAUCAGCCAGGUACUACUGUGCUGAUAAGUGAGGAUGACUCCCCCAGCUCUCCUGGCCAGCAUUCAAACUUCCAGGUGCCAUUCAGUAUUGCUGCUGAUACAGAGCAUUCAGCCAACAGCGAAGGAAGUCAUGAGACUGGUGACUCUGGAAGAUUUUCACAUGAGUCCAAUGAUGAGAUACACCUCUCCUCUGUGACAAGUGCCACUCCUUGUGCUACCAGUCCUUUUGUAAGCAGUGACUUGGGUAAGAACGUGAUGAAUUCUACCGUAAGUAACAGCAAAGAAUCACCCCUGCUGUUUGCUGCUGACCAGCCUGCUACCUCACCUCUUCAGAUCCACUCUGCAGUGCAAAACUCACACCCUUAGGACCACAUCAGACAUUCUUGCAGUGUAUGUCUGUUCGAAGGACAAUGAACAGGGAGCCAAAGUUAUAUUGUGGAAAGCCUGACUAACUCAACAGGUGAUCCUGUAUUUCUGUUGAAUGGGUUUUGUUGUUUUUUGUUUAACUCAUUCCUUUUGAAUGUUCGAUGGUCAACAAAUGUGAAAGGACAGAGAAGAUUUCUGACUAGAGUUGAAAUUAUGUCACUGGAGCAAAGGGAAGUCUUUUGGCUCUUUUGCUGACUAUCUACCUCAGUUUGCCGAGAGGUGAACUCUGAAAUACAACUGCUUCACCUCGUUUGUGUUCUAUUUGAUCCCAGCUGUGGAACUGAUGAUACUUCCUAGUAGUGUUUUAUUUUAGGUUUCUUUUUUUUCCAGUUGCGUAUAGAAUGCGUGCGUUUGUGUGCGUGUAUGCUCAGUAACCAGGGAGUUGUAUAGGUAGAUGAACAAGAUUGUUUAGCUGAAGCUCUGCCUUUAAAAAGAAGGAUAUCUCAGAAUAGAAGAUGUAAUGUUCUAAUGUGGCUGAUCUAAACAAUGUUCAAAAACUGCAGAAAUUGGAGUUGGUACUUCCGUUUGAACAGCCACGUGAAAUCUUUUGUACCUCUUGAUUUCCAUUAGCUCCAGGAAGCCUACGACAGUGCCUUUCCCCAGAAACUUGUGCCAACGACUGCUGACAGGAUGUACCCUUAGGGCUCUAGGGCACAUUGAGUUCCCCACUCAAAUGUGGACAAAUGCUAUCAAUUUAUUGACAAUUAACGCUAAAAAGCAUGGCAAAAUGAAGAAGUAUUCAGUAUUUCCAAGCAGUUUGACUCUGCCUAAGAGACAUGGAACAGAUGAUAAUGCUGAGUACUCUGGUAUUGCAGUACUUCUUAGCAGUGGUGCCUUGCAUUAUAUAUAAUGAAAUGACUGAUUUGCCUUAUGCCUUUUUAGUAUUUAUGAAGUUGCUUUGGAUUUUGGAAAGAUGCCUUAAAUGCUUCUUAGAUGUUAUAAGUAAACUGCAUCAUGAGCUCAUAGUUCAUUUUUUACUCAGCUUUGAAUGCUGAGAAGCCCUGCUAGCAUCAUCGUAUGCCUCAGAGCUGUUUUUGGGAUGCAACCCUGAUCCUUGCCUUUGCUUAGUAUGCUGUUAGCCAGGAAUUUUAGCUCAGGGAGUGACAUAAGCCUAUCUAAAACUCUACCAUGAGAAAUAAAAAGCCAGAGCUUUAGUUGAAGAGUCUGUUGAAGGACACAAGUAGUGCUACUGCCUUGAACCCAUACAAUUCCUGUUUGAUACUACCUCUUUUAAAAGUUAUUCUAGUGUGUUGUGGUGUUUGUUUGUUUGUUUGUUUGUUUGUUUUUCCUGUACUCAGGGAACAGUUUGUUACUUUGAGCUGCCUCAUGAAAAUGUGGAGCAAACUGACAGGGUAUCGUGUUUUAUUUCUUAAUGGGGGUGGGAGGAGGAGAGAGAGAGGGAGGAGGUUGGAUUCAUCCAAUGUUAUAAACUUGCCUAUAUAACUAUCCAGUCCUCUUCUCUGCUUUCCUCGUUUUACUUUAAAAAAAAAAAAAAAAAAAAAAAGUUUAAAAUGUAAUAUUGUGAGAAAGCAACCAUGGGAGCUUCUGGCUCCAUUUAAGUCUGGUGGAACUCCUCUGGUAGGCCGGGCUGACUUUGGUAUUGUUCUGUAUGUAUCAAAAGGUGGUCAGAAAGUCAUCAGUAAGCCCUGCUGUUCUGUACUUCUUUUCACAAAUCAUCCUGUAGUUACUGUAGUUCUUAAACUUGUAACUGUUUGCUAGUUCAGAAUCAGAAAGUACCUGUUCACCUUUUCAUAACCAUUUGACUUAAAGGCUUUUAAAUAAUCUUGUACCAAAGAAUUUUCCGUAGAAGAAAAGGAAGCUGCAUAUUUUCCUAUAAUAAUUGAACUAGUUAAAAGCUAUAGGUUUGAAGAGCUGAAUACAUUUUAUUGUAUAAGUAGUUACUAACAAGAAAAAAACCAACAGUAGGGCUUCCACUAAUUGUAGUAGUUGAUUGCAUAGACGAGUUGUAUGUUUUUACAGUUUUAACUACCUUGUUGUUACAAGAGCCUUUAAAGAAAAUUAUAAUAAUACCAGCAGAUACUUCCAAAGACUUCCAAGUGUAAUUUUUUUCUUCAGCAUGUAGUUGAUCAACAAUACAGUAUUAAAAAUAUAUAUAUUUUCGAACAGAUUUUUUCUACUUGCUGAAGAAAAAGAAAACCUUUUCACCAAAGAUUUAUUUUUUAUCUCAUCAGGCAGAAUGUUUAGUGUAGAGCAGAGUACUGUUUCUAGUUAGGUAAAGUGUGAAUUAACUGAAACUAGAUUAAGAAUGUGUAAUUGUAGCAUGAAGUUUCACACUUCAUCUUUCAGAGUAGCCUCUUUUGUUAGUUUCAUUCAGAAAGAGCUGAUAUGCAGAUGGUAACUAUUUGCUUCUCCAAAGAUUUGUUUGCUGUAAGUACUGAUAAUUUGUUGUAAUUUUAUGACCUUCAUUACAGGCAGAUACUUUAAAUUCUAAACUUUUUCGUCCAAAAACUUGUUCUGUAGUUUAAUCCAUGGGGAAUUUGAGAGAAAUAGGCUUCAUAUAAAAUUUGUCAGUCUAAUAUAAAAGUCAGUAGCCAAAGAGAUUAAAAUAUCUGAUUUACUAGAGUGCAGAGCAUCCAGAAUUCUAAUAAACAUUUGUGUUUUUUGGUGUUUUUUUUUGUUUUUUUUUUUUUUUAAAUUAAGGUACUUUUUAUCAGCAAAUAAAGAAAACCAAAGAUAUUUAAGGUUACCUCAGCAUAUAGGCAAGCUUAGUUAGACAUUAAUUAUUCUUCUACUUUAUUUUUAUGUUAACCAAAUAUAAGAAAAUUCUCCAGAACUCAGUCUGCAUUCACAUACUUCCCUUUACUGUGUCACAUUUACUAAGAAUUUGCAAAUUGACUACAGAGCAAAAAAAGUCUUCUCAAAAUUUCUCAAAAGACGUUCUAUCAUUAAUUACUGCAUUUUGCAAGAGAAUAGUUGUCUCAGUGUGAAGCAGAGAGAACUCUAGAACAAUUGCAUAGAAAUCUAUACUUCCUCUACUGAACUGAGGAAGUAGCAGAAUUCUCUGUGAUUUUAACUGUGCAAAAUCAGUCUCAGCAUUUAAAUGCUCUGUAUCCUUGAAGCCAAACUAUGUAAUAUUAGACAUCAACUUGCCAAAAAGUUUAUACUCGUUACAGUCUAAGGAAAUGAGUUUUUCAUAGAGUUAUUAAUUCCAUUUACGUACGAGGAACUGGCAGAACAAAGCAGACAAAACAAGUUACAGAUUUUCCAGAAAUUUUUCUUGCUUAUGUGUGUAGAAACUGAGUUCUGGAGAAAACACUAUCAUUUUUUAAUUUUGAAUUAAUUAUGUUCUGAAAGAUGAACAUAAAUGUGGAAUUUAGUGUUACACUGUGUGAAUUGAUUCUGUUGAAGUGUAUUGAGAAGUAAAGAGCCAUGGCUGGUGUAAUGAGUGUAUAUGCAACCUUUGUACUUUUCAAACAAAUGAAAAAUGUUACGGUUGAUGUGGCUUGAAAAGCGUCAAAAACAUGGAGAGAAAAUCUGAGAGUGGUUUACCAUGCUGUGUUUUCAAGUGAGGACAGUGAUUGCCCUUCUACUGUUACAGCAGUGCCUGCUCUGCAGGACCCGCAUUCAAACCUAAAUGCUCCAGCUGCCCACAGUCACACUUGUGUACUUUCUUCGUGCUAUACCAAGAACUUUCUAUCUAGGAAAACUGGGAAUGUGUAUGUUGUGCAGAUUUUUGGCCUGUAAGUAGCAUUUUUUUCUUAAAGCUCUGCUUUUGUAAGAGAAAUUUGAAAAAUCUACAUAUCAUUUUAAUAAUUUCUUAUAUUGGCUGUGCACUUUCAGUGUAAUUGGAUUGUAGCAGAAAGGAGUUGUGAGAAAUUUCUGUAAUUUUCAUUAUAUUUAAUACUUCCUUCCCUCUUUAGUUUCAUUCCCUUGCCAUGGAGCUUAUCCACAUGAGAGUCCUCACCCUCUGUCUGUUUAAGUCAGUGGGAGAAUUAAAUUUGAUUUCAGUUUGUAUGAUUAACAAAAACAGCUGCUUUUUUUUUUUUUUUUUUUUUUAGAUAUUCACAAUACUAUUGUUAAUAUUUUUAAAGGAAGGAAUUCUUACCAAAAAUUGGCUUUUUUUUUUUUAUAGGACAGCAAGUUACCGUAUACCAGUGGCCCACUGUAGCUCUCCAUACAUGCAGUGUUAGCCUUUAGUGAAGAGUGAGUACUUUGAGUCAAUUUAACUCUUACAUUGCAAGCUAGGCCAACUUGAAAGACUUUGCAUUUGCUGCAACCUGAGUAUACACAAGAACAGUUACCACGGAUCACCGAUCUGAGUAACAUGUUACUGUGAGCAGAAAUCAAAGCUACGAGACCAGAGCUCUCACUCAUUUUGUUACUGAAUGAAGUUUAGGCAGGGAAAAGUCCAUCUCCUAACGUGGGGAGCAUUGCUUGGUUCUGUAGGGUAUUCCAUGUUUAGCACCAAAUGAAAAGAGAGCUGUACAAGUGUAAUUUUGGCUGUAUUCUGACAAACCAAUUUACUGAGUGUUAAAACUGAAAGCUGAACUGCACCUAAUGAUUGUUAAAAGACGUAGUUCUUAGCUUGAACAAUUGCUGCACACUUCUUGGUUGCUGACAAUGCAGCCUUGCUAAUAUCAGAUAAUUUUUAAAGCAGAGGAAUUUGUCUGCAGGAAACAUUGAUCACCUUUCACUAAAAACUAGUUAAAACUCUACUAUUUUUGUAACUGUAUCUUUUGGAACCUGUGUUUACAAAAAAAUAUUUUCUUUCAAAGAGAGUCCAGAAUGAAGUUGCUUGCUGUUAAUGAGAAGCCCAUCUGGAAGAUACACAAAUUCAAUUUGGCUCAAAUUCUGCUCAGUUCUCCACACUGCAGAGUAGGGUUAUUUCUUUGGGAUUUCUCUAGUGUUACACCAAGGCUGGUCCUGAAUUGUUCAAAAAGGGUAUAAACACGUGGCUAAAAUUCUGCUGUGGUGGAACGCUCCAAGCUGAGUUCCUGGAGAUUUUUAGCUUUCCAAGGUUACAUAUACCUACAUUGCAUCUGUCUGGUUUGUUUUCAUAAAGACUGACUGUAUGUGAAAAACGUAUACAAAAUAUUGCUUUUUGGUUGUUUGGCUUCUUUGUUGUUGUUGUGUUUUUGUGUUUGGUUUUUGUUUUUGGUUGUGUUUUCUUUUUUUCAUCCAAGUUGUAAUGAAUUGCCAGUGUAGGAGCCAGGUAUGUAUCUCACAUUGUGGUGUUCUGGAUCCUUUCACUCCGUGUGCCAUUUUCUUCUAAGGGCAGCAAUAGCUAACUGGCUAAUGGAGGAUGGAGCUGAAUUGUAUUAAUUUUAUAUUUGUCUCAGGGGAUCAGCUCCAUGAAUUCCAUUGCAUGAGGGAAGCUAAUGUUUGCCCUGAUUCGAAUGUAACUUUUUAAUGUCUUUAAAAAAUAUAUUUUGUUUAAUAAUGUGGAUUUUUCUUUUUCUAGCAUUCUAGUACAUGUUACCUAGUGUGUUGUUUCUUUUUUCCUCUUCAGGGUUGUUUAUAUAUUACCCCAAGGUCAUGCCAAAAAUUAAUAGAAGUUUAAAUGCCAAAUGUUUAUGAAACUGCUGUCUAAAUACUGA
Lagopus muta (rock ptarmigan) is the source of this 9252-nucleotide messenger RNA. RefSeq names its product protogenin (gene PRTG). Gene Ontology annotation, cellular component: axon; plasma membrane. Gene Ontology annotation, molecular function: protein binding. The transcript has 20 exons. The record is from RefSeq and is a predicted model, not a curated record. Bases 62 to 3634 code for a protein of 1190 amino acids. NCBI's taxonomy places the organism in Eukaryota, Metazoa, Chordata, Aves, Galliformes, Phasianidae. Gene Ontology annotation, biological process: cell-cell adhesion; axon guidance.